AGGACUGGUGCGAGGAGAUAAGCUGCAGCUUUGGGGCAAAUCCAAACCACCAGGACACCCGCAGAGGUGCACGUCUUCAGCUGAAGGGAGGCGGCUGUGAGUGGUCCUGGGCCCCGGGGGACUGGUACUGCUGCAGCUGGGGGCCUUUGGGGCUAAUCUUUGUCGGGGCCCUCUGACCUCAGACCCAAGGCUCUUACCUGCUUAACUGGAAGCAGGCAGCUCCCGAUUUGCAGCGCGUGUCCCCCUGGCUGGGGGUUCAUGAAAUCGGGUCAAUGUCUUAGGCACGGGAGGGUGAAGCCGAAUCAAUGGAAGUGGCUCAGAUAGCAAAGUCCGAGCCGGACCGGCUUCAGCAGCCUGAAAAUGCACUGUGCCUUCAGCCUGCAUCCCUGUAUGUAUAAACACGCCGUCUGUAUGGAUACAGCCAUGCAGUGGUGCUGACCCAGCGGGUGAAGGUCCGGAAUGAGGUCACGGGCUAUGUGGGCGACGAGGCCACGCUGCAAUGCCUCUUCCCCACAACCAGCUCCGACGUCAAGGUCAGCCAGGUUACCUGGAUGAAGGAGAUGGGGGGCAAGAAGCAGAACGUGGCUGUCUACCUCCCGGACCACAAGCCCAACUUCCCCUUGGACAACAGCGGCAGAAUCCGGUUUCUGAACGUCUCCCUGCAGGACGCCACUCUGAUCAUCCAGCCCCUGCGCAUGGGCGACGAGGGCACCUACAUCUGCGAAUUCGCCACCUACCCUCAUGGCAACGAGGAUGGGGUCACCACACUCAGCAUCCUGGCCAGGCCCACCAACACGGCGGAGUCGCGGAAGGUGGUGGCGGGUAACGCCAUGAUCCCGGUGGCCGUCUGCACCUCAGCCAAUGGCAAACCCCCUGCCCGCAUCACCUGGAUCGCCACCCUUCCCGGCAAUUUCAAUGCCUCCGAGGUGGCCAACGGAGACGGCACCGUCACUGUCACCAGCCAGUUCAACAUGGUGCCCACGGCGGUGGCAGACCAGGAGCAAAUCACCUGCGUCAUCAGCCAGAGGACACUGACGGAGCCGGAGAACAUCCCUGUCACGCUGUCCGUGCUGUACCCCCCGCAAGUCACCAUCGAGGGCUAUGAUGACAACUGGUAUGUGAGCCGGAAUGAGGCCGUGCUGAGAUGUGUGGCCAAAGGGAACCCCAAACCCACCCAUUACUCCUGGAGCACCCCCAGCGGGCCGCUGCCCCCCACGGUGCAGGUACAGGGCGACCGGCUGCUGGUGCAGUCGGUGGACGUGGCGGUGAACACGACCUUCAUCUGCCAGGUCACUAAUAGCGUGGGGACGACACGGGUCGAACAGAUCAUCCUGGUGCGAGCCCAGCCCAACAUGGAUGGCGCGGGCAGCACAGGGGGCAUCAUCGGUGGCAUCAUUGCUGCCAUCGUGGCCGUGGCCGUGGUGGCCACUGGGGUCCUGAUUUUCCGCCAGCAGCAGAAGAAUCGCACAGAGCAGGACAACGACGACCUGGAUGCGCCCCCAGCAUACAAGCCGCCCCCUCCCCAGAAGAAGAUUGAGGACCCUGAGCUGGUCUCUAAUCCCCCCGAGGUUGAGGUUGAGAAUAUCCCACUGAAAGCUGCCUACUUCGAGCCCAGCAUUGCAGUGGAUCCCCAAGAGCCGGACCUACCACGGUACCACGAGCUGCCUACGUUGGAGGACAAGGAGCCAGCAACGAUGGGGCCCAGCCUGGAGGACGAAUACCUGGACCAGAUCAACCCAAUCUAUGACGCCCUGUCCUUCGCCUCAGGGGAGGGUGUCCCCGAGCAGGGCUUCAUUAUGUCCCGGGCCUUAUACGUCUGACAGCUUGGCACAGAUGGACUCGUGUCUCCCUGGAUAGACAGACAGCUCCCUUCCCCACUCCCUGCAGCUCCCCCGGCCCUGUACAUGAGACCCCAACCGAGGUGCUCCCUGGGGUUUUGGGGAAGUUCUCUGGCCUGUUAUAUGGGACAUCAGGCUAGAUGAUCCCAAUGGGCCCUUCUGGCCUUGAAAUCUAUUAGUCCCCACCCCCACCACUCCCUGGGAUCCCCCAGCUCAGACAGACACAUGGCUUCCUUCCCCACCCCCACAGCUCUCUGGGAUCCCCAGUCUCGGACAGACACAUGACUCUCCGGACUCUCCACCCCCACUGCUCCCUGAGCCCUGUAUGUCUGAGAUUACCCCCACCCAGAUGGACACAGGGGGCCCCCCUUGACUUUCUAGGCAGACACCUGGCUCUGCCCACGGCUCCCUGGACUGACACUGGUGCCUGGCUCACAACCCCAACUGGGCUCCUGUCCUGUCUGCUCCCAGUGGGGUCAGUGAGGCUACAGCCCUCAGCAGGUCUGGGGGGGUCUGGCUUGAGGGGGGGGAGCAGGGUGUUGGGGCCUGGAGGCCUCAGUGCUAGAAGUCUGGAUUUGCCAAAGGUCAGAACUCAUCCUCCCCCUCUCCAUGCCAGGGGAACAGUCUCUCCUUGCCUUCUGUCGGAGUCAUGAUGGGGCGGGAGGCAGCAUCUUCCCCUGGCCUGGCACAAGGGUGACUUUAGUUACUGUAGGAGCAGCUCCCUGCUGCUGCCGCUAGUGGGUGGGGUUGUGUGAGUGGGGAUGGGUGAGAGGCUGGGGGAAUAGGGAGUGCUCCCUUUCUCGCUGUGGGGCUGGUUCCUUGUCCACACACCGGUGGGUCAGCCCAUUCACUACUACAAGGAGCUGCCCUAUUGCAAGGAGCAAGUGUGGGGAGGGUGCAACCCCAGCCUGGAUUCUCUACUUGCAUUUCAUCAUUGGCUCAGACAGGAUCCCUGCCUCAGCGACUCCCCAGCCCAGCUGGGUCGGGGGCCCUGCCAUCAAUCCCUCCUCCCUCCUGCUUCUGGGCCCUGCCCUGGUCCCCGCUGUACAACCACCUUCCAUGGGGUAUCUGAGAAUGUGAAGGGUUUUUUUGUGUUACUAACUUGAUUGGUCUCUAAAUAAAUCCACCGCUGUUGCUGCUUC
Messenger RNA from Caretta caretta (loggerhead turtle), 2980 nucleotides. It is a transcript of the gene NECTIN2, whose product is annotated as nectin cell adhesion molecule 2. Lineage: Eukaryota; Metazoa; Chordata; Testudines; Cheloniidae. The record is from RefSeq and is a predicted model, not a curated record.